UUCCCAUCUUCCCUUUCGGUCCUUGCACACCCAGGGACAAGGUCGCGAAAGCCGGAGUGGUGCCGCCGUUUCUUCCGCCCUCAAUCUUUGCUUUUUUCGGAGAGCCUCCAACAGCGCCAUGUUGGGGCAGAGCAUCCGAAGGUUUACCACCUCUGUGGUCCGAAGGGGCCACUAUGAGGAGGGCCCAGGGAAGAAUUUGCCAUUUUCAGUGGAAAACAAGUGGUGGUUACUUGUUAAGAUGACUUUAUUCUUGGGAUCUGGAUUUGCUGUACCUUUCCUUAUAGUGAGACACCAACUACUUAAGAAAUAAGGAUGUUUAAGUUCAUCCACGAAACAGGUAAGAAGAGGAGCAUUCUAAGAAGUCCAACUUCUGAAAAAUGGAUCAAACUUUAUUGAAGUUAUAGAGCAUACUGGUUAUGUUUGUAAAUAAACAGUACAUGAGUGCUAAUGCCUCUUACUCUGUGAAAUACAGUGUGCUAAUUGAGCAUGUAUUUAAUUUUUAUUUUGAUAUUAUUCCUGUAUUGGUUUCUUGAUCAAAAUACGUAUGUCAUUUAGUUGUUUCCUGGGUCAGGACCUUGUUGAUAACUUAUGGUAUAAAGGAGAAGUACAGACUUG
Loxodonta africana (African savanna elephant) is the source of this 615-nucleotide messenger RNA. RefSeq names its product cytochrome c oxidase subunit 7C, mitochondrial. Lineage: Eukaryota; Metazoa; Chordata; Mammalia; Proboscidea; Elephantidae. The coding region runs from base 119 to 310 and encodes 63 amino acids. The transcript has 3 exons. Gene Ontology annotation, biological process: mitochondrial electron transport, cytochrome c to oxygen. The record is from RefSeq and is a predicted model, not a curated record.